Molecule: messenger RNA, 2364 nt
Organism: Chelmon rostratus (copperband butterflyfish)
Lineage: Eukaryota; Metazoa; Chordata; Actinopteri; Chaetodontiformes; Chaetodontidae
Gene: kcnn1b
Product: potassium intermediate/small conductance calcium-activated channel, subfamily N, member 1b
Exons: 10
Coding region: 1-2364 (787 amino acids)
Biological process (GO): potassium ion transmembrane transport
Cellular component (GO): neuron projection; neuronal cell body; plasma membrane
Molecular function (GO): small conductance calcium-activated potassium channel activity; calmodulin binding
Source: RefSeq, a predicted model, not a curated record
AUGAUUCACCCUCAGCAGAGGCAGCAGGGACUAGUGUGGGACAUCCAAACCACAAUGACAGAUGUGGUUGUUCCUGUCCUGAUGCACAUCCACAUUCAGAGGCUUCUAGUUCUCAUCCGCAUUCGAAACAGGGCCCAGUCCACGACUGCCUCUCCAGAGUUUCAAACAAGAGAAGCCUUUCAUCCUCGCCACACAGCCAGCCUUUCUCUCAAAGCACCCAAGUGCAGUGACCAAGACGGCCAAAAGGAGAUAUUGCAGCAACAGCCUUGCAGUCAUUUUAAACUUUCGGACAGCAGCCAAGCAACUUUGUUUAACAUCCCUCUGAACUCCAUCGAGCGUGCCGAGACAAAUCAAGACCUUCACCGACAUCCUCAGCCAGACCUCAACUGGAGGGAGCUUUUUGGGAAAGAACCGCUGUUGGUUCAGCAAUGUCAAAAGCGAGACUCUCACUGCUUGAUGAGCGGCGAUCAAACCUGCAGGUCAUCUGCAGAUCCCUCCGUCGUCCUCAAGUGCCGUCACCUCCCCUACGACCCUUUAACCAGCAACCCGCGGGUGAAGAGGUCGUCUACUCCAGCCAGUAACAAAAGUGUCCGGCCCUUAUCCACUGGCCAGUAUAGUUCACUGGAGAACCAGGAUUUUGUGGUGGAGAGAGCUAGACAGAGACUAAGUCAGACAAGCUCGCAGCACUUCAGUGGAUCAAAACUCUCCCUCCCCAAACACAUUCCUCCACCUUCUGACACCUUAGAAACUGGUGACGUAGUUAACGGGGAUGCAGUGCGACCACUGGGCAGCCACAGCACGUCUGGAUCCAGCCUCGCAGACCUGCACUCAGGCCAGCAGCCUCUUCAGCUUCUUCACAGUGCCAUCCUGGAGGACGCCUUCUCCAAAGUCAUCAGAGAAGAUUCCAGCAAGGCCAACGAUGAGAACCUGGCCAGGGAGGAAGGCAGCGUACCACAGAAGAAGACCAAGGACAUUAGCUACAGGCUGGGUCAGAGAAAAGCUCUCUUUGGGAAGCGCAAACAGUUGAGUGACUAUGCGUUGGUCUGCGGCAUGUUUGGCAUUGUUGUCAUGGUGAUCGAGACGGAGCUGUCGAGGGGAUUUUACAGCAAGGAAUCCAUAUAUUCAUAUGUACUGAAAGGCCUGAUCAGCCUCUCCACUGCUGUUCUUCUUGGACUCAUUGUGAUGUACCACGCAAGGGAAAUCCAGCUCUUCAUGGUGGACAACGGAGCAGACGAUUGGAGGAUAGCUAUGACCUUUGAGCGGAUUCUCUUUGUUGUGUUUGAGCUCCUCAUCUGUGCCAUCCAUCCCAUCCCGGGCCAGUACGUGUUCACCUGGACCGCUCGGCUGGCCUUCAGCUACACGGCAUCGGUAGCGGACGCCGAUGUCGACAUCAUCCUCUCUGUGCCAAUGUUCAUGCGGCUCUACCUGAUUGGCCGUGUCAUGCUGCUCCACAGCAAACUGUUCACAGACGCCUCCUCCCGCAGCAUCGGCGCGCUCAACAAGAUCAGCUUUGACACCCGUUUUGUCAUGAAGACCCUGAUGACCAUCUGCCCCGGCACAGUCCUGCUGGUCUUCAGUGUGUCGUGUUGGAUCAUCGCAGCGUGGACCGUGCGUGUGUGUGAGAGGUAUCAUGAUGCACAGGAGGUGACCAGUACCUUUCUUGGAGCAAUGUGGCUGAUCUCCAUCACCUUCCUGUCCAUCGGCUAUGGCGACAUGGUCCCUCAUACCUACUGUGGGAAAGGGGUUUGCCUGCUGACAGGAAUCAUGGGAGCAGGAUGUACAGCCUUAGUGGUCGCCGUUGUUGCAAGAAAGUCAGAAUUGACCAGAGCCGAGAAGCACGUCCAUAACUUCAUGAUGGACACUCAGAUCUACAAAAAGAUAAAAAACACAGCAGCCAAUGUGUUGAGGGAGACGUGGCUCAUCUACAAAAACACUAAGCUAGUCAAGAAGAUUGACCAUGCCAGAGUGCGCCACCAUCAGCGUAAAUUCCUGCAAGCCAUCCACCAACUGCGGACAGUGAAAAUGGAGCAAAGGAAACUGAUGGAUCAGGCCAAUACAGUUGCUGACCUCGCCAAGACUCAGAACAUGAUGUAUGAUCUGGUGUCGGAGCUGCAGCACCGUAGCGAGGAGCUGGACAGGAGGAUUGCAGCUCUGGAAGAGAAACUGGACUCCAUCCUCCUCAGUGUGCAGUCGCUGCCCGUUGUGCUUUCUCAAGCAAUAACAAAGCUACAAAAGGAUUUCCUGGACGACUUGGCCUGUCGGGUCCACUUCCUGUCAUCCUCUCUGAGCUCUGAGUGCUGUUCGGUCCCUGCCAGGCAGCUCUGUCCAGGAUCCACCACACCAGAGACACCAUACAGCUCCUAG